AUGCGGGUGUGCUGCGUUACGACGGUGAUAGCGGCGCUCGCGCUGCGCUCCGCCGCCGAGCCCACGCGCCGCUACCCCGCAGAGUGGCGCGCCGACCUGGCGCUACGAUCUCGGCCGCUGCACGAGCUGUUCGACGAGACGACGGCUACCGACCCGGAAAGGAAUUACGCGCAACCGAUGCACAAUAAGCGACGCACGCGCACGAAUAAACGGGCGCCGCGACUGCCAGGGGAAGUCGCGAGCCAGAUGAUGUUGCGCGCCGCGCGUUCCGGCCGACCGUACGAUGUUCCUCAGAUAGGUGAGUUCCUUCCUGUUUACAUCUACUUUAGAAACAACGGACACUUCUAUAAAAACUUUUCCUCACGAACGAAAAGACAUAUUUAA
Messenger RNA from Leptosia nina, 384 nucleotides. The record is from the annotation of a GenBank genome assembly. NCBI's taxonomy places the organism in Eukaryota, Metazoa, Arthropoda, Insecta, Lepidoptera, Pieridae.